This is a messenger RNA of Linum tenue, 1445 nucleotides long. NCBI's taxonomy places the organism in Eukaryota, Viridiplantae, Streptophyta, Magnoliopsida, Malpighiales, Linaceae. The record is from the annotation of a GenBank genome assembly.
AUGGGUUUAGUCAGCCAACGGCGGCAGCUGCUGCUCACGGUGUCCAUUUUGGCAGUGUGCCUCGCCGGGUUCUCCUUCCCUUCGGCCGUCUCCUACAGGAGGCCGCCUAGCCGCCCCGACGUUAGUGUCAGCCGCCGGUUGGACGAUGACGGCUCUACUCCGCAACAGGUGCAUAUAUCAAUGGUGGGGGCAGAUAAAAUGAGGAUAUCAUGGAUAACGGACGACCAAACUCCGGCCACCGUCGCUUACGGUACAUCUCCCGGUGACUAUGCCAAGUCCGCUACCGGAACCACCUCUUCCUACCAAUUUGACGUCUACAAGUCCGGCCAAAUUCACGAAGUCGUCAUUGGUCCGUUGCAUCCCGAUACCGUUUAUUAUUACCGCUGCGGUGGAAACUCCGCCCGCAAGUUCAGCUUCAAGACCGCCCCCUCUGCCUUCCCCAUCAAAUUCGCCAUCGUCGGCGAUCUUGGACAGACAGAGCACACGAACUCGACCCUGCAACACAUCUCCGAAGCAAACUACGACAUGCUGCUACUUCCCGGCGACCUAUCAUACGCCGACUCGUGGCAGCCACGGUGGGACUCGUUCGGGCAAAUGAUGGAGCCGUUGGCUAGCCAGCGCCCGUGGAUGGUGACUCAAGGGAAUCACGAGGUCGAAAUAUCGACUCCGCCUUUUACGGCCUACAACGCGCGCUGGCGGAUGCCGUUCGAAGACAGCGGCUCCACUUCCAACCUUUACUACUCCUUCAGCGUGGCCGGGGUCCACGUGGUUAUGUUGGGCUCGUACACAGAUUUCGACCCAUCUUCGGCCCAAUACAAAUGGCUCCAGUCGGAUCUGGCCCGAGUCGACAGGACCAAGACGCCGUGGCUCGUCGUUCUUAUCCAUGCUCCUUGGUACAACACCAACAAGGCUCAUCAGGGAGAGACUGAAUCCGUGGACAUGAAGAAGUACAUGGAGAGCUUGCUCUACAAUGCGCGAGCCGAUGUCGUUUUCACCGGCCAUGUUCAUGCUUAUGAGCGCUUUACACGCGUUUAUGAAGAUCAAGCGGAUGAUUGUGGCCCGAUCCAUAUCACUGUUGGGGAUGGUGGCAACCGUGAAGGCCUUGCAACAAAGUACAUCGAUCCGCAACUCGAGAUUUCGAUAUUCAGGGAGGCAAGCUUCGGGCACGGGGAACUCGAGGUUGUGAACGCUACACAUGCGCUUUGGACGUGGCAUAGAAACGACGAUGGUGAGGACGUGGUGAGCGAUUCACUCUGGAUUAAGAGCAUUUCCUCCGUUGACAACUGCAAAGUCUAACGACAUAGCAAUGAUGAUGGCGGAGAACGUGUGGUGAACGAUUCACUUGAAAUGAUGAUAAUUUUCUCGUCUAAUGAAUUAGUUAUAUGCGUCUAGUUGUGAUUAAACCUUUGAGGUACAAGGUUCUGAAUAAAGUAAGUGUAGCAUGG